UUCUUCCUGUGAAGGUGGCUUCCCACUCUUUGCUGCCUCCUGCUGACCUGGAAGAAAGAGACCUGCUCUCUCACUCGGCCUCCUUAGAGGACGUGAAGACGGCAGUCGUUGGUUUACUUGUCAUUUUCCAGACCAAGCUGUACAGCUUGCCUGCCAGCCACGCCAUGCGAGUCUACGAGAUGCUCGUCCAUCACCUGCAGCUCCACUAUAAGCACAAGUACAGCCUCCCUGUUGCCAGCAGCAUCCGCCUGCAGGUAUUCGACUUCUUGCUCUCACUUCGCGCCGACGCUCUUCUCCACCGCCUGGGCCUCCCCACCAAAGACGGCCUUGUGAGGUUCAGCCCCUACUGCCUCUGCGAUUCGGCGGAGCCCGAGAAGAAGCUUGCCAGCACUCUGUCCCCUCCCUCGGGAAGUCCAAGCGGCCCCCCUCAGAACGCCCCCAUCCGCACAGGCCACCUGUCUUACUCGCUCCUCUUUGGAGUUCUUCUGCAGUGCCUGAAGCAGGUGAGUGAGGAGCCAAAGGGGACGAAAGCCAGGUGGCCUGAGUUCUCGGUGUCCAGCCAGGAUCGGACUGAGGCCAGAGGCCCUCGUGGGCUGAAGCACAAAGCGGAGGGUCAAGGCAGCUUCUGCCAAUAG
Messenger RNA from Notechis scutatus (mainland tiger snake), 635 nucleotides. The record is from RefSeq and is a predicted model, not a curated record. Lineage: Eukaryota; Metazoa; Chordata; Lepidosauria; Squamata; Elapidae.